Messenger RNA from Pisolithus orientalis, 1496 nucleotides. Its product is annotated as kinase-like domain-containing protein. The record is from RefSeq and is a predicted model, not a curated record. The transcript is spliced from 8 exons. Gene Ontology annotation, biological process: protein phosphorylation. Bases 252 to 1214 code for a protein of 320 amino acids. Gene Ontology annotation, molecular function: protein kinase activity; ATP binding. Lineage: Eukaryota; Fungi; Basidiomycota; Agaricomycetes; Boletales; Pisolithaceae.
GUUGUCUUCGGCAACUUGUCGUGUAGGGUCACUUGGAAUGUCUCGUUCGCGGUAUUUUUGCCUGUCGACCGAGAUGCCAUUGAAAUACAACAUAGCUUAUAGGCCAAGCGGAACCACGCUUCGUGCAGGUCUUCGUGAUUGGCGCCGGCGUGUUGGAAUUGGAAGGCAUAUGAGAGAUUGAGGGGAGGUAAUUUACCUGGCCAACUUGUGGCAAAGGGUUACCAACCCUUCCUUCGAACACCACGGCUGGAAUGGACUCUACUCACCAAGGGCCACCACCCGGAUUGACGACAUUACGUGAUAAUGACAGGGAGAACGAUAGCUCGGACUUCCAGCAUUUCCUCAAACAGCUUUCGGAGCGAGCAUCUCGUUUUGCUAUUAACCUGGAUGACCGGGUUGAGCGAGACACAACGAAAUACUCGACAGGUGGAGAUGCCAUUGUCUACAGGGGGAGGCUUUCGCCAGGGGGGACAUCAGUGGCCGUGAAAACGUAUCGUUUUGGACAUAAGUCUGACCGUGAAGUGCUCAAGAAUUUCUUACGUGAAACUCAUCUUUGGUCCAAACUCAUACAUCCCAAUGUUCUGCCAUUACUCGGGAUCACCACCAAAUUCGAUAGCACUAUAUCCAUCAUAUCAAAGUGGAUGUCCAACGGUAAUGCGCAUGAUUAUGUGCAGAAUCCAGAGAUAGAUCCCCGUCCCCUGCUUUUGGGGAUCGCUCGAGGCUUAGAUUACCUUCAUAGCCGUUUCCCAAACCCGGUCUAUCACGGUGACCUAAAAGGCCUCAAUGUCCUAAUAUCCGACGAGGGACAUGCCCUUCUUACCGACUUCGGCCUCUCCUACCUUGUUAAUUCGUCCUUCAGCAUGAGUGGCCAGCAGCGAUGUGGAGGCUCACUUAACUGGAUGCCCCCCGAGGUGUUGAACACGGAAGGUAACGUUGAGGUGACACCCGCAAGAGACGUGUGGUCAUUCGGCAUGACAACACUUGAAUUAUUUACUCGGAAAGAUCCAUUCCAUGAGACCCUCUAUCGCAUACACGUCUUUAGUCGUAUCCUGAAGGGUCUGUUACCUCACCGUCCCUCUGAUGACUGUACAUUGCUACGCAUGACGGACCAGUGGUGGGAACUAUGCUGUUUGUGCUGGAACACCACACCGUCUUUGCGGCCUUCUAUGUCUCAAGUUGUGGAAACGAUCGAACGUUGUCGGGUUUCAAACUAAUGCACAAAUUGGAGCCAGGACAAAUUGCCGGUGGACUAGGAGGUGAUGCGAGAGUCAAAGCACUCUCUUCGCGCGAAAAGGAAAGCACUCGGCGGUACAUUCCCUCCGGCACAGGCAGGUGCAGAGCUACUGUGUAGUUACGUGAUGCUGCUGGUCAUUUUUUUCUUCCAUCCACACAAAACACUACUAUCCACCGUCAUGCUAUGCAAGUCAUGUAUUUUCUUUUCCGAUAUUUGUUACAUCUUAGUACGUUUGGUCCCGAAUAGCUGACUUUCUUGACCC